AGGAAAUGACAGCGCUGUAAAAAGUGCAGCAGCGUAGCUCUUUAGGGAAACAAGUUUAGAGCGACGACUUUGGUGUGGGCACAGUCGACCCUACACUGAUGUGGCCAUGUCCAAGAGAAUGAACACUCUGGCAGUGCCAGCGGGUCAGAUGACCCAGGCGGUCUCUGAUGGGGAGCUCAACUUCAAGUUAUCCAGUCGUGGAAGCAGCUCCAGCCUAUCAGAGAACUCGAGCAGGUCAGGUGGUCCUCAAGGUGCUGAUGGUCCAGCCAGUCGGGUGGUCAGCUGGGCGGUAUGUUUCGAACGCCUGCUUGAAGACCAUGUUGGUGUGCGAUACUUUACCGAGUUUCUCAAAUCAGAGGUUAGUGCGGAGAAUAUCCUGUUCUACCAAGCCUGUGAAAAGUUCAAGAAAAUCCCACCCACUAGACUGGAAGAGGUAUGUGACUUUAUUAUUAAGUUGGCUUGAAAAAGCCAACUUACUGAUCUACUAUUUAAUCUUAU
This is a messenger RNA of Carassius auratus (goldfish), 498 nucleotides long. Its product is annotated as regulator of G-protein signaling 14-like. Gene Ontology annotation, cellular component: nucleus; plasma membrane; cytoplasm. The record is from RefSeq and is a predicted model, not a curated record. Gene Ontology annotation, molecular function: GTPase activator activity. Gene Ontology annotation, biological process: cell division; regulation of G protein-coupled receptor signaling pathway; spindle organization. The coding region runs from base 107 to 463 and encodes 118 amino acids. NCBI's taxonomy places the organism in Eukaryota, Metazoa, Chordata, Actinopteri, Cypriniformes, Cyprinidae. The transcript has 4 exons.